Molecule: messenger RNA, 438 nt
Organism: Phyllotreta striolata
Lineage: Eukaryota; Metazoa; Arthropoda; Insecta; Coleoptera; Chrysomelidae
Source: the annotation of a GenBank genome assembly
GACGAGAUGAAUGCCAGGACGAUUUUGAGUGUUGUGGGAUUCGUCGUAGGCGUGGGCUGGUGCUAUGCUGACGGGAAACCCGAUACGUCCGUUUACAUCGUCCCCAUUAAAAUUAAAACAUACAAAGCUAAAGCUCGAAGCUUUUCAAACGAAUCUAACGGUUCGAUUUUUUUGAUUACAGCAGGAGAAUGUCGCUCGGCCCUCGGUAUGGAGGAAGGGCGUAUUCCUGAUCACGCUAUAUCUGCUAGUUCGUCCUACGAAACGAAAUCUGUAGGGCCGCAAAAUGCAAGGACCUCGUUCCUGACCGUCCUCGGCGUCGGGACGCCCCGCGCCUCUUCCCCCCCGAGGAACAUGAAUUAUGAUCUCAUAUUAAACGAUAUGGCGACCGGAGAAAACGGGGAAACGGCCAGAGCACAUCCUGCAGUCCUGCUACAGUAG